Centropristis striata (black sea bass) is the source of this 5180-nucleotide messenger RNA. It is a transcript of the gene adcy7, whose product is annotated as adenylate cyclase 7. Bases 702 to 4043 code for a protein of 1113 amino acids. Gene Ontology annotation, molecular function: adenylate cyclase activity. The record is from RefSeq and is a predicted model, not a curated record. The transcript has 27 exons. Gene Ontology annotation, biological process: adenylate cyclase-activating G protein-coupled receptor signaling pathway; intracellular signal transduction; adenylate cyclase-inhibiting G protein-coupled receptor signaling pathway. Lineage: Eukaryota; Metazoa; Chordata; Actinopteri; Perciformes; Serranidae. Gene Ontology annotation, cellular component: plasma membrane.
AAAACAGCUUACCUGUGAAAGACAUUAGUAACUGAGGACACUAAAUGAAAAGAGGAAUUUGCAGUUCAGCAGCUCUCAGCCAUGAAGGAUUUUUGUAGCUCUGAUUACCCAUUUUGAUGAUUUUUGAUGGAUUUUUGGAGUGGAGCUGCCAACCUCUCUGCUCCAUUACAUCCAGGAACCUGGUGGGAUCACUGAUGACCUUUGUUGCUGCCCUCACCAGCCCCUGUUUUCCUCCUGCUCUUCCUCCUUAUCCCUCUCCUCCCCUUUCUUAAGCUCCCCUCCCCUCCUCCUCCGUGUCUCCCAGCCCCAGGCUUAUUACUCAAACCCACUGAAGGGAGCAACACAGUAGCUGGCAAAGGAUGAAGCGGGUCUGCCUGCCAACACCAGACAGAGGAUAGAAGACACAAAAGGACUAGCGAAGGGGAGAGAGACAGAGAGAGACAGAGUGUACGACGAGUGGAGAGAGCUACAGCGAAGCUGUGAGAGAAGCAACAACAACAUUCAAAAUGCCACGCCGAAGGAAAAACACAAGUUUCACUUGAGCGUCAUGAGCUAGCGAGGGGCCCCUAACAGAUCUAGAACUGUGGACUCCUUUCUUAACAAACUUCUGGCCCACACACACAAAAGUUGUGGAGACACACACUCCUGCUCUCGAGGGUUCCUUGUUAACACCUGAUAUGCCUCUGUAAGAAGAGUGAGCCAUGCCAGCCAAGGGGAAGUACCUGUUGAACGACCAGGAGCUGAAAAAUGAGGCACUUUACAGCAAAUUCUCCUGCAUCAGCCAGUAUCAGCCACUGGUGCUCCUGCUGGGCCUCUCCAUGCUCUCGUGUGGAAUCCUCCUCAUCCUCUUCUUUGCCCUUCAACUGAGUGCAAGGGAACACUGUGCCUUUGUGAGCGUGGUGAGCGGCAGCCUGUGUGUGUUUCUGGCAGUGUUUGUGCUGGUGUGCACAGAGAUGCUCUCACAGCGAUGGAGGCGUCUUCUUGGCCUGAUUGUAUGGGCCACACACCUCACCAUGGGCUACACCUUCAUCUUCAGCGGCCCGAUCAUUCUGCCUUGGGACCAGGUGCCUUUCUUUCUCUUCAUCAUCUUUACCGUGUACACCAUGCUGCCAUUCCAGUUGUGGUAUGCUGUGGUGCUGAGUGUCAUCUCGUCACUGUCCCACAUCAUGGUCCUCACGAUCCGCCUCACCAUUUACGACAAUAAGCACACUCCUUACCUUGCCAACCAGCUGCUCUCCAAUGCAGUGGUGUUUCUGUGUGGCAGUGUGGUUGGAGCCUUCCAUAAGGUCUUGAUGGAGAAAACCCUGAGGCAAACCUUUCAAGACACCUUAAGGUGCCUCAGCAUGCGGAUGAAGCUGGAGAUAGAAAAGAGACAACAGGAGAACCUACUGCAGUCUGUGCUGCCAGUCUACAUCUCCAUGAAAAUGAAGCUUGCAAUUAUGGAGCGCUUGCAGGACUGUAAAGACAAAGAGGAACAACAGCGACUGGUCAAAGAUAACAACUUCCAUAGUCUUUAUGUCAAGAGGCAUGAGAACGUCAGUAUUUUAUAUGCUGACAUCGUAGGCUUCACCCGAUUGGCCAGUGACUGUUCUCCCAAAGAGCUUGUCAUUAUGCUCAAUGAGCUGUUUGGAAAAUUUGACCAAAUUGCAAAGGAAAACGAAUGCAUGAGAAUCAAGAUCCUUGGAGACUGCUACUACUGUGUGUCAGGGCUGCCAGUCUCUCUACCUAAACAUGCCAAGAACUGCGUCAAAAUGGGCCUGGACAUGUGUGAAGCCAUUAAGCAGGUACGGGAGGCCACAGGAGUGGAUAUCAACAUGAGAGUGGGCGUGCACUCGGGCAACGUGCUCUGUGGUGUCAUUGGCCUUCGUAAAUGGCAGUUUGACGUGUGGUCGCAUGAUGUCACGCUGGCCAAUCACAUGGAGUCAGGAGGCCUCCCAGGACGUGUCCACAUCACAGAGGCGACUUUGAACCACCUGAACAAGGCUUAUGAAGUGGAAGAUGGCAAUGGCCACCUCAGGGACCUCUACCUUAAAGAGCUUAAUGUCCAAACCUACCUGGUCAUUGAUCCACGGUCUAAGGACCCCUCACUGAAUAGCCGUAAACCUCGGGUGAAUGAUGGUCUGAAGAUGAGGGCGUCUGUGCGUAUGACCCGGUACCUGGAAUCUUGGGGGGCCGUCAAACCUUUUGCACACCUUCAGAACCGUGAUGGCUUCACCCCGGAUGCUAUCGUCAAUGGCAACAAGCGAUUCAAGGACAUCCCUCUGCGACCAACCCCCAGCUCCAAGAUCCAUGAGAGCUUUGAUGAGUCUCUAGAAGAUCCGUUAUCCUUGCCUCCCCAUCCGUUCAGCAGCUAUAAGAACAAAUCCCAGAAGAGUAAGUUUGAUGAGGAGCUGCACAACGAGAUGACUACUACUAUAGAUGAGCUCAGCAGCAAGCAAUGGUCUAAGACUGAAGAGAGUGGCAGUUUAGCUCUGUGGUUUCCAAAGAAAGAUCUGGAAAAACAGUACCGAGCCCUAGACUUGCCGAUGUUCAAACACUAUGUUGGCUGUGCUACCUUAAUCUUCCUCUGCAUCUUUUUGGUUCAGAUGUUUGUGACAAAGAAUCGACAGAUGUUGGGGACGUCAUUUGGAGUGUUGGUCUGUGUGCUGCUGCUGACCCUGGCCAUCUGUUUCGCAGGUCACUUCCAGCGCCUGGUUCCAGAGAAGCUUUCGAGGUGCCAGUGGUUGCCAGCUGUGUCGGAGGCAGUGGUGAAGCGGCCGUGUGUGCGCCUCCCUCUGGCCACCAUCACUACUACGGUCAUCAUUAUCUUAGCGGUGUUCAACCUGUGCUUCAUCGAGACACCCGUGCGAGAAUGUUCCACUGAUAACGCUGACCUGCGUCCUACAAAUGAUUCCCAUGAUCCAGGAUUAGAGGAAAUACUCUUCUACCUGCCUUACUCUGUAUACUGCUGCAUCCUAUCGCUCAUUGCAUGUGGAGUCUUCCUUCGGGUGAGCUUUGAGCUCAAAGUGCUCUUCCUCACCCUGGCAUCCACAGCGUAUUACAUCAUCAUCCUCAGCACCAAGAGGGAACUCUUUGUGGUCUACGGAAACUUCCUCCACGCUGAGCAGCUCGACAGCUGGAACUGCAGCAGCAGAGAAGAUCACACCAUCCUGAGAUGGAUAGGGUUGGUGAAACACCCACAGGUGAUGAGUUGCAUAUAUAUCACCCUGUUCCUGGUCACUAUGCUAAUCAUCUCACAACAGAAUGAGUACUGCUUCCGGCAGGACUUCCUGCUUAAGUAUAAGAACCGGACAGAGCAGGACGAGAUAGAGACCAGGGAGAACCUGAACCGCCUGCUGCUGGAGAACGUGCUGCCGGCUCAUGUGGCAACGCUGUUUGUCGGCGAGAAUAAGAAGAACGAGGACCUCUACUACAAGUCCUAUGACUGCGUCUGCGUGAUGUUCGCCUCAGUGCCAGAUUUUAAAGAAUUUUACACGGAGUGUGAUAUCAACAAGGAGGGGCUGGAAUGCCUGCGGCUGCUGAAUGAGAUAAUCGCUGAUUUUGACGAGCUGCUGUCUAAACCAAAGUUCAGCGGCGUGGAGAAGAUCAAGACAAUUGGCAGCACUUACAUGGCGGCUGCAGGGCUUAGUGGGACGCCUGGGCAAGAGAACAAUCAGGACAAAGAGAGGCAGCAGGCCCAGAUCGGCAUCAUGGUGGAGUUUGCCAUUGCUCUGAUUGGCAAGUUGGAUGGCAUCAACAGACAUUCCUUCAAUAGCUUCAGGCUUCGUGUGGGCAUUAAUCAUGGCCCGGUGAUAGCCGGAGUGAUCGGGGCCAGGAAACCUCAGUAUGACAUCUGGGGCAACACGGUGAAUGUUGCCAGCAGAAUGGAGAGCACUGGGGAGCUGGGAAAGAUCCAGGUGACAGAGGAAACGACUGAUGUAUUGCAGAAGCUGGGCUACUCGUGCGAGUGCCGAGGAUUCAUCAACGUUAAAGGCAAAGGGGAGCUGAAAACCUUCUUUGUGUGCACCGACAUGAGCAAGCAGCAAGGUAUGGGGCUGAGCUGAGGCCAGGCCGCCACAGCCAGCUCCACCGGAGACAGAUUUGUGUGCACAAGCCAAGACUUUAAAGACCCCUGUGCUCCACAAGUGUUGAGACAGAAAGGACUGUGAUGCUAAUGACUGUAUACUGAGGUGUAAUGAGGACUUUGCUAUGUGGUGGAUGUGAGCCUAAAUCCACAUUUUUUUAAUCCAGACCUGUUGAGCAGAUCAGGAUGUGGCAGUAAUGGUGGAGAGAUGGUCAGUACGUACAAUCACCAUCUUUUUCUAUACACUUUAACAUCCAAGUGAUCCGUCACUUUUGUACUUUUUUGUCUUUAACUUUGAUGUUGUUUGCGAUAGAAAAAAAAUGCGUAUUGUACUAAUGCCAAAUACAGUUGUGUGAUUUUUGAAGACCUCUCCGGUCCUUUAAAAACAAAACAAUGGAUUCUGUUUGGAUCAUUAUUUGAAACCCAUCUGGUUUUCCUGCUUUGAGACGGGAUGGACACACUGCUCUGUUACUGUGUAAUGAGCACGACAUAUGUGAAGCAGUUAGGCACAGCUGUUUUAAUAAGAGAAACGGUAUAAUGAUAUAAUAAAACUUUUUCUCCUUUCUUUGGGACACAUUCACAUCGUGAAAAGUAAGUAAGUUUAUGGCAAAGCUGCAAAUCCUAAAGUUACUGUAUCAACACUUUUGCUCUUCAUGUGAACAUCUUUAAGGUUCCAACUUUGUAGUUUUGCCAGAUUAAUAACUGUUUAAUUUUACAUAUUUGACAAGAUAUUUGCUGCAAUUCAAGAAGAAAUACACAAAUCCAUGUGCUGUAUGAACGUCAUCUGUUAGUGUUUAUUCUGCUUGUCUGCAUUUACUAUGCUGCAAUGAGGGAAACCUGUGACGCUCUCCUUGGUCUUUUGUCUGUGUGAUCUAAAACCUGCCUGCUGUGAACGUUUCUCUGGAUCCAGCUCAGACGAUCACCUGAACUGAUGUCGAUCGCUCCUGCGUGUCUCUGAAAACUUGAUUUGUCUUGUGGCCUUAACUUUUGAGACCAUCAUCUUGUCUGUAAUUGUGGUUACAUAAUAAUAUUAAUAAUAAUGUAUUGGCCUUUAUGUGAACAAAUGUGACAUUGAAUUUUGUACAGUUACAGAAUGUAAUAAAUGUUUUCCUAAGUC